AAUAUUCACCACCUUGUUUGUGGAGUCGCCCUCGCCAAAGCUGACGUACUCUCGAGCCUCCCAAGCUAGGGAAAGAUAUACACGCGAUCUUAGCAGACGUUCCGAGGGCCCUGACACACACGGACAAACACAACAAGAUGGCUUCCGCAGCAGAUUCAAAAUGGCAGAAGGAUGCGGCAGACCAGAACUUCGACUACAUGUUCAAGCUGCUCAUAAUCGGGAAUAGCAGUGUCGGCAAGACGUCCUUUCUCUUCCGUUACGCAGACGACUCCUUCACGUCGGCGUUCGUCAGUACCGUAGGGAUUGACUUUAAGGUCAAGACGGUUUUCAGGCAAGACAAGAGAGUCAAACUGCAGAUUUGGGACACAGCUGGCCAGGAGAGAUACCGUACCAUCACCACAGCGUACUACAGAGGGGCCAUGGGCUUCAUCCUCAUGUACGACGUCACAAACGAGGACUCCUUCAACAGUGUGCAAGACUGGUGCACCCAGAUCAAGACAUACUCGUGGGACAACGCCCAGGUGGUGCUGGUGGGGAACAAGUGUGACCUGGAGGACGAGCGCGUCAUCUCAACGGAGCGCGGCAAGCAGCUCGCCGACCAGCUCGGCCUCGAGUUCUUCGAGACCAGCGCGAAAGAGAACAUCAACGUAAAGCAAACAUUCGAGCGCCUGGUAGACAUCAUCUGCGACAAGAUGUCGGAGAGUUUGGAUUCCGACCCCUCGUUAGUCAGUAAGGGCCAGGGCACCCGGCUUACAGAAAACCCCCAACCCCAGCAAAGCGGAUGUGCUUGCUGAGAUCGCUAUUCCCAUAGCUAAAAAAAAGAGAGAAACGUUCACGUAGAGUUGAGGGACAUUUUGCGUCUGAAACCUCCUUCUAUAUAUAAGAGGAAGAAGUGGGCGACGUCCAAAAUGUUUUAUAGUUUAAUUAUUUUCGUUUUUGUACCACAUUUCAUGCAAACGCAAAAUAAUUAUCCCAGUUUUGUAGCUGUUUUUUUUCCGUCAGCUUUUUUUUGUUGUUGGUGGGCAUCUAGGGAAGGUUUACCUGUUUUUAAACUGUAGAAGAAGGGGUCGAUAAACCUCUUCAAAUGUCAAUGUCUUGAUGUAAAAGAGCAGUAAAUGUUUAAAUGCACGUUAGGAUAGUGUCAGGGCCCUCUGGAUUCAUUGAAAAAGAGACCCAACAUGUCAUUGCUGGAUUGAAAGAUAGUAAAAGAAGGAAUCGAAGGAUAGAAAAAGAAAGAACUGAAGCGAGAGAUUUUCUUAUCUUUAGCUCUUUAAGAAAUGACAUCUACAUGUAGUAAAUAAGCAAAUAUGGCAAAGCAACUCCACUAAUUUCGAUUUGCUUCAUUAUACAAGAAAUUACACUUGAGAUUAUAGAUAAGAUAUGUACAUUGCUUUCUUCUAUAAUCCACAUACUCUGGACUUGUGCUGACUAUGUCAUUGUUCUGCCUUUUCAUGAUGUCAUUUUAUGGUGUAUUAAUGUUCUCGAUAUUGCCACUACGAUGACCAAAAGAAGACAACUGUUUCAUGUACUUAAAACCUUGGAAAGGGUAAUCACAAGUGGUGAAGGAAAAGGGAGAAAAUAUGAAAAGUUUUAGGGCUUUAUUAAAGUUUAACAAAUAAAAAAAACAUGUAAGUAUUAGAGAGAGAACUGUUCCGUGGGGCCACUUCUUGGGAGGACAUUUGAUGUAAUUAUUUACAAUAAAUGUUGAUUCAAUUAUGGAUAUCACAUGUUAAUUAACUUAACACUGCACAAAACCCUACUUUUAAGCACACUUUAGAACAUGCUUAAAGUAAAGGUACACACAAAGGAAGAAACGGAACCUUUACAUAUGCUUUAAAGUGUGCGUAAAGAAUAGACUUUCUGCGGUGUAGCAAUGGCAGAACCAUUGUACAUAUUAAGAAAAUUGCAAAGGUCUCAUAUGUACCCAGAACGUGUGAUUUUAUUCCUUAAAAUGAAGCAACAAAAAUAUGACUGUACCAUAGCAUUGAUACUAUUCAUGAAACAUUGGAAAUACUUUCAGAAGUUACAAUUUUCCCAGAUUGACUAAAACAAAAAACAGCUUCAUAGCUAAGGCUAUCAAGUCUUUUUGGCAAUGCUUGUCACUUAGAGUAUCCCUUGUAUCAAUUGUAAAAAUCCAUUCUGUUUGCUUCAGUCCACAGGAGCUACUCUUAAAAGGCAUUUAUCUUGUCUAUCUUUUACUCGUCAGAAAUAUUACGCUGUACUCUUAUUGAAUAACUGGGAGGUGUGUAUUUUAACCCUUACCAUUCCAAGGGUGCACUAAAGCAUUGCACACCCUAUCACACUCGUACAGGUGCACUCUGAGGGUUAUCAAAGGCAUUUUUGCUGUUUCCCCAUACAUAAAUAUGGACAAAAACACUGUUCUCUUUUAAUCACACCAAGUGUCCUGCCAAGAUUUAAGGAGAAAACUAUGUUACAGCACUGCUGAUAGUACAAUGUGUAUAUUUGUGAAUGCAUGAUUAUUGUACGUUGGAAGCUGCUAUGUGUAAUGUUAACUCUAGUUAGUAAUUUCUCCUGGACCAUACUACUGGUGAUUGAAGAAAAAGAUACGAAAAAAAGUGAACAAAAAGAACCAGUAAAGAACACAUGGAUAUAGCAUCUCUAUAUCCUUGUGGUUAGUAUAAAGAAAAAACUAGAGACUUAGGACAAAAGUAUAACUUAUUUAUUAGGGGUUGUUUUCAAUGUUAGCUAGAUAGGCUUCUUUCUAUUGUGGAUUGUUGUCAACAGCAUGUUAGAGCUAUCUGUAUAUUUUGGAGUAGUAUACUUUAGAUUCUUAGUGAUUUGGUGGUGCGAGGUUCCAUGGUGUAAAUUAAUAGUGAGCACACGCAGCCAUAAACAACUUGUAUCACUGGAGUUAUAUGUCCUUUGUGUCAGUGACUUUAUUCGUGGACCGUUCCAGGGGUUAUAGGUACUACAGAUGGCAAAGACGGAGAUGGUAUUCUGUGAUCACGUAUUUCCCCAUGUCACCCUCCUUGUAAAAUUUUCCUUGUUUCCAAAGCUGUAACUGUAGACAUGUGUAUCAUGGUACAUACUAACUGGUAUACUGCACUUCCAGCGUUGCCAGAUAGGUGUCGCCUUUAGCAUGUGAUACACACUACAGACUUGACUUGGGGAAAGGGCAUUCUGGGUAAAUGUGGUUGGGCAGUUUAGUUUGGUCCGAUUUUUAUGUAACGCAAGUGCAAAUGCAGAAUGUUCAUGGCAUAUAUUAAACGUCAUAGAUGGCAAAAAA
Branchiostoma belcheri (Belcher's lancelet) is the source of this 3247-nucleotide messenger RNA. RefSeq names its product ras-related protein Rab-3. The record is from RefSeq and is a predicted model, not a curated record. Bases 138 to 794 code for a protein of 218 amino acids. Gene Ontology annotation, biological process: protein secretion; protein localization to plasma membrane; regulation of exocytosis. Lineage: Eukaryota; Metazoa; Chordata; Leptocardii; Amphioxiformes; Branchiostomatidae. Gene Ontology annotation, molecular function: GTPase activity; GTP binding. Gene Ontology annotation, cellular component: synaptic vesicle; endosome; plasma membrane. The transcript has 4 exons.